CGAAGGUAGACGCGGAUGGCUCGUACCAAGCAGACAGCGCGCAAGUCCACUGGAGGCUUGAUCCCUCGCCAUCAGUUAACAACUAUAGCCGCUCUGCGAGCAGUUAGAGACUCGUCUGGCGAUGACGACGUCGAGUUUCUUUACAGCAGCACCACUGCUCAAAAGAAAAGGCACAAAGUCUUUGGCUACGACAAGUGGCCAUUUGGUGGCAAAGGCGAACCCCAAGACAUACCAGUCCCAGCAGGAGAAAAUUGUAAACGGAUCAGCCAGCUUUUGGCCAGAGCUGAUGAAAAUGCAGGCGAAUAUUCCUUCGGUGGACAAGCCGACACUUUGCCGGCAGUUCCGGGGCUUUUUGUCAGGGAAGUAGGCGACAUUUCCGUGCCUUUGUGUGCUGAACAAGCAGAGAAACUCAUUGCCCAAUGCGAUAAAUCUCCUUUUGGCAGAAAAUUGGACACAAUGAUUGACGAA
Phytophthora nicotianae INRA-310 is the source of this 468-nucleotide messenger RNA. RefSeq lists its product as hypothetical. NCBI's taxonomy places the organism in Eukaryota, Oomycota, Peronosporomycetes, Peronosporales, Peronosporaceae. The record is from RefSeq and is a predicted model, not a curated record. The transcript has a single exon. Bases 122 to 367 code for a protein of 81 amino acids.